This is a messenger RNA of Branchiostoma belcheri (Belcher's lancelet), 2536 nucleotides long. Its product is annotated as mucin-17-like. Lineage: Eukaryota; Metazoa; Chordata; Leptocardii; Amphioxiformes; Branchiostomatidae. The transcript is spliced from 3 exons. The record is from RefSeq and is a predicted model, not a curated record. The coding region runs from base 491 to 2536 and encodes 681 amino acids.
GGAGACUGCCACCCGUCCAAAGAGGAUCCCCCCGACCACCCGGCUAAAGAGGAGUCCCCCAGCCACCAGUUCAGAGAGGAUCACUCGGUCAACCCGUCCAAAGAGGAUCCCCCCGACCACCCGGCUAAAGAGGAGUCCCCCGGCCACCAGUUCAGAGAGGAUCACUCGGUCCACCCGUCCAAAGAGGAUCCCCCCGACCACCCGGCUAAAGAGGAGUCCCCCAGCCACCAAUCCAGAGAGGAUCACUCGGUCCACCCGUCCAAAGAGGAUCCCCCAGGCCAACCGGCUGAAGAGGUGUCUGCCAGCCACCACUCCACAGAGGGGCUCUCGAACCGCCCGUCCACAGAGGAGCCUCCCGGCUAUCAGUCCACGGAGGAACGCGCUGGCCUCCAGUCCACAGAGGAGCCUCCAUGACACCAGUCCACAGGGGAGUCCCCUCGCCACCAGUCCACAGAGGAGCCCCCUGGUCACCAGUCCACAGAGACGCCCCAUGGCCACCAGUCCACAGAGGAGUCCCCUCGCCACCAUUCCACCGAGAAGCCCCAUGGCCACAAGUCCACAGAGGAGUCCCCUCGCCACCAGUCCACAGAGGAGUCCCCUCGCCACCAGUCCACAGAGGAGUCCCCUCGCCACCAGUCCACAGAGACGCCCCAUGGCCACCAGUCCACAGAGGAGUCCCCUUGCCACCAGUCCACAGAGAAGCCCCAUGGCCACCAGUCCACAGAGGUCUCCACAGAGAAGCCCCAUGGCCACCAGUCCACAGAGGAGUCCCCUGGUCACCAGUCCAUACAGAGGGCCCCAAGACACCAGUCCACAGAGAAGUCUUCAAGACACCAGUCUAUACAGAGGGCCCCAAGACACCAGUCCAUACAGGCCCCAGAGCAUCAGUCCAUUCAGGAGCCCCACUCUGUCUGACCGGUCCACGACCAACUCUACACACCACGAUGACGACUCCGAGAACAGCCUUUCGGACUUUAGCCACGGCACAGUCACCCCAAGCCCCAUGAGAAGCCCCAUGGCCACCAGUCCACAGAGGAAUCCCCUCGCCACCAGUCCACAGAGGAGUCCCCUGGUCACUAGUCCACCGAGAAGCCCCAUGGACACCAGUCCACAGAGGAAUCCCCUCGCCACCAGUCCACAGAGGAGUCCCCUGGUCACCAGUCCACCGAGAAGCCCCAUGGACACCAGUCCACAGAGAAGCCCCAUGGACACCAGUCCACCGAGAAGCCCCAUGGCCACCAGUCCAUACAGAGCGCCCCGAGACACCAGUCCACAGAGAAGUCUUCAAGACACCAGUCUAUACAGAGGGCCCCAAGACACCAGUCCAUACAGGCCCCAGAGCAUCAGUCCAAGCAUCAGUCCAUUCAGGAGCCCCACUCUGUCUGACCGGUCCAUGACCAACUCUGCACACCAUGACGACGACUCCGAGAACAGCCUUUCGGACUUUAGCCACGGCACAGUCACCUCCGUGGAGGAUCUGCAGGAGAGUUCAUGGGAACAUCCGGCUGAUGGUGCGAUAGAAGAGGAGCUGGACACCAGUUGCACCGAAACACCUUCAGGUGAAGAAUACCGUCCGGGCCAACAUGACCACUGCCAUCCCCCUGAGCUGGGGGCGACUGUCAAUGCCAGGGUCAACGCAGGCAUAAGGGUAAAGGGCCCUCAACAGAUCUUCGAGCCCGCGUCCAACCUGGUGGAUGACCUGUUGCUUGAGGUAGGUGACCAACCAGGCCUUCCGACCCACGAGGCACUCCUACGCCGAGUCAACAGAGCGAAAGCCAAUCUCAGACCAGCGGAACCGACGGACUUCAACUUUGAAUUAGACAUGGACAACGUGCCAGAGGGAUAUGUGCUGAAGGACAUUGAAGUACAGGGAAAUCGUCGCCUCCGACGACACCUGCUGCUUGCCACGCAGCUCCAACUGAGCAUCCUUGCGUCAGCUCGCACAUGGUAUAUUGAUGGCACAUUUAAGAUCGUGCGUGCGCCAUUUACCCAGGUGCUUUCCCUGCACGCCUUUCUCCAGAAUGGUGGCAACAUCAAGCAGGUUCCCCUUGCUUUUGCGGUGAUGUCUGGGAGGAAGAAGGGAGACUACAGGGCAGUGUUCAGUGAGCUCAUAGACGCCCUGCCAGGUGUCAUCAACCUGCAGGAGUGUGUGCUGGACUUUGAAUCAGCUCUGUGGCAGGUCCUCCCGCAACUGUUUCCCCACGUCCGUCUGCGCGGAUGCAGCUUCCACUGGGCACAAGCAGUUUGGAGACACGCCCAGCAGCUGGGACUGCAGGUGCCAUACAAAGAAGACGAACGGGUACACAGGUGGCUGCGGAGACUGUUGGCACUCCCCUACCUUCCAGUAGCAGCCAUCCCCCAAGCGCUCACAGAGCUGCAGUCAAAAGUAAGGGAAUCCAGAGUGCUGACAGAGCUGGCAGGGUACGUGGAGAGGACCUGGCUACACAGUUCAGCUUGGCCUCCUCGUUGUUGGUCUGUGUACGGUCGAUCGAUUCGGACAAACAACGACGUGGAGGGAUGGCACAACAGACUUUAA